Molecule: messenger RNA, 25129 nt
Organism: Porites evermanni
Lineage: Eukaryota; Metazoa; Cnidaria; Anthozoa; Scleractinia; Poritidae
Source: the annotation of a GenBank genome assembly
GAUGGUGGUUCUUGCAAAACUGAAUACUUUGGUUAAACAAUGGAUCAUAGAUAUAAGUUUGUCAAAGGUAUCUAGGAACUCAUGGAUUUUAUUUGAUGACCAGUUGCAAGAUGAAUACAAAAAAUGCAUAAAUUAUAUAGUAUAUGAAACAACCUGUAUUUUUAUUAUUUUGUGUAGAACAUGCCUGAGUCAGUUGCAAACUUAGUUGGUGGAAAGAUCUUCACAUUUGGUUCUUACAGGCUUGGUGUGCAUACCAAAGGUAAAAUUUAGAAUGAUAAUUUUAUUAUUUACUGCUGUCCGAUGAUACUGUACAUGUAAUCAGAUAUAUACACGUGUAGAACAAGAAUAUUAGUCUAAAUGUCGAGGUACAGGAUGUCAUUACGUAAAGCAGAAUCUUGAUUUUUUGAUUUUGAUCUCCUGAUACCUGCAAUUCAAACCAAAAGUAACUGUUGAAGUGUAAUGUUAUUCUUCAGGAGGCUUGGAAAGUUGUGAUUGUUGUACUUAUUUUAAAUUACAUGUACUUUGUGUAUAAGACUUUAAACGUUUCAAGGCUCUGCUCCAGGGAAAACUAAAGGGAGCCUAGCGCUCUGAACCUGUAAAAUCUAGGGUGCCCAGCAUAUGAUUUCUGUAAAAAAUCUGAGAUUUUCUAGUUGCCCAAGAGCAAAAGUUAGGCUCCAGGGGCCACUGGACUCUGCCAGAGUACAGCCCUGCAUUUAUAUUGUAUUCCCGUCCUUGGAAACAGCAGUUUUGAUCUCAAGAAGGCUCAGAAAUUAUUAGAGCUUUGACAUAAUUCAAGUGGAAUUAUUUUCUACAGAUCUUCAUGAGUGUACUAUGUGAUUGCUUAUGAUUAUUAAUAACACCAUCUUUUAUGACUUUUAUCCAGGUGCUGAUAUUGACACACUCCUUGUUGCUCCUCGUCAUGUUGAGCGAACUGACUUCUUUGGAACUUUUUAUGAGAUUCUCAAGAACAAUGAGGAUGUAAAGGAAUUAAGGGUAAAUUUUUGCAGUAAAUAUGGGUCACCUUUACUUUCUUAUAAAACCUGAUCAGAGCUUUUUUCCUCUAUUUCGCGAGUAGUCAUUUACACAGAGUAGGACGUUUACUGUGUAAAGGUUGCUAUCAAGGGAAGGUGCUUUCUUGAAAGUGGUUGACUGCAUCACACUGUUCCAAAGUCAUUUAUAAUUUAUGGAGCAUUCUGUUGAGAAAAUACAAUUCCUGCGCAGCUGGCUCCUUUCACACUUUUUAUGCUUCCCUGUAUUAUAGUAUAAUGCCUCUUUUCAUUUAUUCAUGUUUAGUUCUUUCUUUCCUUUGACUUUUUUUAUAGGCAGUUGAAAAUGCUUUUGUUCCUGUCAUCAAAAUGGUAUUUUGCAAUAUUGAGGUGAGUGACCAUUUCUUGCAUCAUCAUGCCUUAAAGUAUACCGGUAAGGUCCCUUCAAAGAUAGCCUGUGUGUCAGAGGAACUUAAUUACUGGAUAAGUCCAUCUGCAAAAAAAGCACCAAAUACCUUGUUCUGGGCCCUCACUAGUGUACCAGCAUUUGAGUACAUUUAUGUCUGCCAUAAUUGGCCUGUUAACAAAGCCAUUUUCAAUUUACCAAUCAGGUUGAAGGGAGCUUCAAGACACAUUUCUGGUGAUUCAUUGAAGCUGUUGGGGCUCAAAACAAGGGUUGAGGUUACUAACUGAGGAUUGAUUACAUCUUUUAUGCUGGCUACUUCAAUGAGGAUACCCAUUCUCCUCACAAAACAAAAAUAUGCCAUUGUGUUUCAUCACUGGUCAUUCUCCUGGCCUUCAAAGUCUAUCUGAUCCAGUAUAAAUUGUCAUCAUUUUUUCACUCAAUUUAUAGAUGGACUUGCUGUUUGCCCGACUAGCCCUCCCUGAGGUCCCGGAUGAUCUGAGUCUUCUUGAUGAGGGUCUUUUGAAAAACCUGGACCCAAAGUGUGUUAGAAGUUUAAAUGGUAAGUGUUAUAGGAAAAUAAUAUAUUAUUGAAUUACAUGGAGACAGCAGUGACUGCUGUCAGUAAUUUUAGUUGCAGAGGUACAUUGUGUCAUUUUAUCUUUGGUAUGACGAUAUCUGAUUGUAGUUACCUUACAGUACACUGUACAUGUUUUUGUAUUUUGCAGGUUGUCGUGUCACAGAUGAAAUUCUACACUUAGUACCCAACAUAGAAAACUUUCGACUUACAUUAAGGGCAGUCAAAUUAUGGGCAAAGAGUAGGUUCUCAUUAUUAGUAACUUGUCAGUAUUAGGACUAGAGAUUGUAAUUUUUUCCCGGUUAACAGAAUGCAGGGUUACAAGAGCAGCAACAAGUAAAUUUAUUUCAACUGAGGGUAUUCUUCAUGGCUGUAAAGCUCUGUAGCAACUCACCACAUUGGGAUUUGCAGCUUUAUUGCAAGCACAGGCUCUGGCAACUUGAAUAAACAUGACCUCCAUGACACUUAUCCUGAGCUCCCGAAAAAUUACCAGUAGUUAAACUCUUUUGCUUGCACUUACCUGCUUAAACUCUUUUUGAGAUAAAAUUCUAUAACCUUUCCAAGUAGUUUAAUAACAUACAAGGGAAGCUCUCAUAAGCGGACACCCUUGGGAUGCAAAAAUGGUGUCUGUAACUGCAGCCGGCUGCUUACGAGAAUGUAAAAACUACAGAGUUUGUAUGAGAAUUGAGACAAACAGGGUUUUGUGGUGUCCACAGGUAGAGCUGCCCGCUUACGAGUGUCUGUUACGAGAGCUUCUACUGUAGUAACAUUGUUGUAAAUAAUGAAGAAGGUCUUAAAUGAAGAAUGUUUGAGAAACCAUUUAGAUGAUACAUGUACAGUAAGUUAUGCAGGUCUCAAAAAAUAGUUAAAUGUCAUUUUCAUCUCAGAGUAAAAUUAAGAACUAUAGAUAAUGUUGUUAUUGUCACAUACUAAUUGUAACUCAUUUGUAUUUGUGAUCAGAACGUGGAAUCUAUUCCAAUGUUUUGGGUUUCUUGGGUGGUGUGUCAUGGGCCAUGUUAGUGGCUCGUACAUGCCAGCUGUAUCCAAAGGCAGUGGCAGCUACGCUUCUCCAAAAAUUCUUUCUUGUAUUUUCAAAAUGGUACGUACAAAGUUGUGUUUGAGGAAAUUAAGAACAUUUUUUGGUUCUCUUGUAAAGGGGUGGGUAAUGUAUUGUAAUAAAAAUAUCACUGUAUGUUAUAACCAGAGAUUGUACAUAACUGCACUGUAUUUGCUGCGGUGUCUCGUGAGACAAAGUUUUUUUUGUAUAGUCAUUGAGGAGAAAUAAUCAUAAUUUUGGAGGCUCUGAAUUUUAGGUAAUACACUCAACCCUCCCAUAAGCAACUACCCAAAAUGUGAAGAUUUAGCAGUCGGUUAAGGGAAUCGAAGCACAGGGGGUAUCUUCCGAGCAAAGGUCCCGAGACAUUUAAGUUUUGGCAGAGAAUUUAUUGUGUGCAAUUAUGUCACUGACAGUUCUUCAUAUAGUCUGAGUGGUGUAACACAUACAGGAAACAAAGGGCGCUUUCUAUUGAACAAAAAUUCUGGUUUGAAAUUUCUGAAAUUUCAUGUGCCCAAUGGAACGGUACAUUCUGGUUGCACAAUUUUGUUAUUUUAGGAGCUAAACUGUAAGUGACCCCUGGAAAAAAAGUUUAUUUUGUUUCUUGGUAAAUAAUUUAUAUGAUGUGUUAAUUUUGGUUGCGUUAACAGGGAGUGGCCAAAUCCUGUUCUCUUGAAAAACAUCGCCAUACCUUCAGAAAAACUGAAUUUUCCAGUCUGGGAUCCUAGGGUAAGCAGCUUUUAAUCAACUGUCAGUUUUACACUAGCAAUCUGUUGUUAAAAUUUGUUUUACAUUGAUGUACAUAUGAAGAUAUCAAUUAGUUGCAUUGUUUAAUUAGGUUAUCCAGAUAACAAGAAGGGGGUUAAAAAGUAAGGUUUAGAAAUCAGACAUGAAACAACCUUUCAAGUGCCCGAUAUACCUUCUUAAAUGAUGAUUAUUUUUUUCUCUUGAAGAAAUCUAAAGCUUAAGUUCGUAAAAUUUUAUUGUAAUCACUUCAAACCCAAUAUCCUAACCUCGUUGAAUGUAGUCAUUAAUAUUAAAAUGACUUUGAGAACACUCCAUCAUGCAUGUUGCUGACAAAUAGAAAGAAUUUACUGAAAAUAAUUAUAAUGACAAAUACUUACUUACUGACAAAUAAAAAGAAUUUACUAAAACUAAUUAUGUGAGUCACUGAAGAACUACUUGUUUUUUUUUGACAGAGUAAUCCUGCAGACCGUUAUCACUUGAUGCCCAUCAUAACACCUGCUUAUCCUCAGCAGAACUCAACAUUCAAUGUGUCAUUUUCAACAAGAACUAUAAUGAAAGAAGAAUUUGAUAUUGGUAAGUGAAAAUUAUUUAUUUUGAUAACUCACGACAAUCAACCUUUUUUCCCAUUUUGUAAGUUGAUUAUUUUUAUCACAAGGUCAGGACCAUUUCAGUGAAACUGGCAAAACCAUGAACACUUAAAAUACUUCAGGAAUGUUUAUUGUGUUAUGACCAAUCACAGCAAAGAUCAUUAUAUGUGAACCACAGUCUCGGUCAAAAUUGUAACUAAUUCACAUUCGCAUAAAAGCCACUUUAUGCCUUUUGAUGGAUAAGUUAUGGGUGAAAAAUUUUGCAUAAGGCAUAAGGUGGGCUGAUAGAGAAAAUUUGCCAGCGCCGCUGAAGGGGAGGAGGGUGGGGAAACUUGCUUGCCCAUUGUAGAGUAGACUUGCGAGAAGACGGUGAAUUUGUUUGCUAGGGCGUAUAAAAGGCCUAGGGAAUUUCCCUGGGGACCGUAAAGGACCAAUAGACUGCUUCCCGAGGGAGCACGCAGUAAUCUAGUUGAUUAAAUCGUCACGCGGCGGCUUUUAUACGAAUGAGAAUAGUAACUAAUUCACAUUCGCAUAAAAGCCACUUUAUGCCUUUUGAUGGAUAAGUUAUGGGUGAAAAAUUUUGCCUAAGGCAUAAGGUGGGCUGAUAGCGAAAAUUUGCCAGCGCCGCUGAAGGGGAGGAGGGUGGGGAAACUUGCUUGCCCAUUGUAGAGUAGACUUGCGAGAAGACGGUGAAUUUGUUUGCUAGGGCGUAUAAAAGGCCUAGGGAAUUUCCCUGGGGACCGUAAAGGACCAAUAGACUGCUUCCCGAGGGAGCACGCAGUAAUCUAGUUGAUUAAAUCGUCACGCGGCGGCUUUUAUACGAAUGAGAAUAGUAACUAAUUCACAUUCGCAUAAAAGCCACUUUAUGCCUUUUGAUGGAUAAGUUAUGGGUGAAAAAUUUUGCCCGACACCAGGGGUGCUAUAGACUCAUCCAAAAGACGGUAAAUUAUUGCAGAAUACCUCAUUAACUUGCAGUACAGCCAAAUCUCCCCGAAACUCAGAAAAACCCACAAAAACUCCCUUAGAGAGAUGGGCAGUGUUGGCAUAAUGCCUCCCAGAUGUGACGGAUUCAAUUGAGGGGAAUGGCCCGGCCCAACUGUGGGGCUUUCCCUCCCGGAUACGCUAAAGGAAAGCUGAAGGGUGACUUGCAGCAUGUGUAACCCGGUUAGAGAAAUCCGAAUGGGAGGAGAUAAAAAGAAGGAAAGACCCUGCGAAAGAGGGAGGCUGGGAGGGAACCCCACAGUUGAGUCGAGUCAGGACACCGUCCGAAGACUGGAUGAGGGGUGUGUUUAGGAACCCCCCCUGAGCACCACUCAAGUGUGGGGUAAGGAAAUAUAGUAAGCAAAAGCCAAAGAAAAUAUAAUAUACAAGGAAACUCGUGCAAAUUUAUUAAGGCUGUACGCUGGAGUAAAGAGAAUGUGGUUACUGAUAUCUAGGAGUUACGUCACUUUCUGUUUCUGCUAUGUGACCUCUAAGAUCACAAGUGUAAUAGGUGAGGAAGAAUAAACACAAUAUAAAAAGUGAGACGUCUCAAGGGAACAGCUGCGAGGGGGCACGGAGUAUGCUGACAAUGCAAUGUGCAGAAAUUAUACAAAAUGUUGACAAUACAAUGAGUAGGAAACGAACGGGAAAAAUAAACAACUGGUCACCUUAUUCUAAAAUCUUUCAAUACAUACACGUAAAAUGCCAUAAAGCAUCAAAGACUGUAGACCAAAUGAACGAUGGACGGUCGCGAAGUAAAGCCAAAGAUGUCUGUUCGUCAUUGUACGUUUCACAGACGUUAAAGGGCACCAACGAAAUUAAAAACAUGCCACCGAACUGCGUUGGUGAGAUCUUCGUUUACGUUUCACAAACGCUAAGAAGCGUCAACGUAAUGUCUAUCCCUUGAUUGUACGUUUCACAGACGCCAAAAGGCGCCAACGUAACUGAUUAAAAACAUGCCACUGAGUAGAGCUGCUGGGAUCCUCCUUUACGUUUCACAAACGCUAAGAAGCGUCAACGUAAUGUCUUUCUCUUCAUUAUACGUUUCACAGAUGCCGAAGGGCGCCAACGUAAUUAAAUACAUUCCACUGAACUGCACUGUUGAGAUUCUCCUUUACGUUUCACAGACGCCAUGAAGCGCCAACGUAAAUAUGUUCCGGCUCGUUUUCGUUCUACUGUAACAGACGCAAAAGACGCGACAAUAAUCAAAUAAGGGUCGCCUUACCUCUGGCACGUUGCACAGACGCCUAAAAGCGCUAACGUAAACAAACUCCAGAACAGAAUGGUGAAAAAGAUAAACGCCACGUAUGUGACAAAUUGACAAGAAAAGGGGGAAGCGAGAAAUUAAAACAUGAUACUUAGGUGGAUGGUGUUGGUGCUGGUUGAGGCUCUGUCGAAGCAAUAGCUACCGCAUCAGCUGGGUCUGGUUAAACAGGGACGAGAGCCAUGAAAGAGCUUCAGCGGCUCUGGUCGCGUUGCGGAAGAAUGAAACUUGCUUGUCCGUUGUAGAGUAGACUUGCGAGAAGACGGUGAAUUUGUUUGCUAGGGCGUAUAAAAGGCCUAGGGAAUUUCCCUGGGGACCGUAAAGGACCAAUAGACUGCUUCCCGAGGGAGCACUCAGUAAUCUAGUUGAUUAAAUCGUCACGCGGCGGCUUUUAUACGAAUGAGAAUAGUUCAGACACUUUGCUGUCUCCUUGCCCUCCCAAUGUUGGUGUGCAAGAUUUGGUCAGUUAACUGUGAUAAAAAAACAUUGGGAGGAUCAGGAGAAUGGGCCAGAAGUAAAAAAAACAGCAUUGGGUGUGUGCGAACUAUUUUUGUCCGAGACUGUGUUGGAGAAGGAACUGAAUUUGUAGUCACAAAACUACAAGCUAAUUAACAUUCUUGCUUGUAGUUUAAUUUCUCAUGCCUGAUUGGCUUUUUUCUUGCAACACAAUAACAUUCAAGAAAUAUUUCUGGUGCUCAUCAUUUUCCCCAUUUGACAGCUCAUACUCUGCUUGUACAUGUAAAUGUGUGAUACACUUCUUGUAUUUUUCUGCAAUUCUGCAUUCUGAUUGGUUGAUGUACUACUUGCUGUCUAUGGGCUCAUAGAGUACAGGCCACAGGAAUAAUUAUUGUAGCAUUACAUGCGCACGUUUCUUGUGUGUAAAUCUGCCAUGUUGCACGCAAAGUAAAUAAAAACUACAUGCAAAAAUGCAUGAGAAGAUACAUGUAAAUUUUCGGAAACUGAGUUUAAAAUUUUACCCCUGGACUGUGUGUAUUUGAUAACUUUUUUCUUUGGCUAAAAUCUGUGAACAAUGAAUGAAGAUCUCUCACCCUCAAGGCGUACUCUGAAUGUCCAUCAUAUUUUGGGGAAAAAUAGAAUGAUCAUUUCUUUCACUUAGGCAGCUACAAAAAUUAGUGUCGAUUCCAUUUCACUUUGUAGAUUGCAGUUUAAUCAUUUGAGUGUCUUUUAAAAUUUUCCGAUGCUCCUUGUUAAGUGAUUGAAACUGUGAUGUAGAAUGAUUCGCUAUUCUUUUUGAAAUCUUUCUGAUGUUUUCAAACAUUUUCAAGGACAGGUGAUGUAUGGCCUGUCGGUAUUUUACACCUGUAGGAGUAUUUUGCUUGUAAAUCCUCAUAUUGCAUGCAAUUUACACACAUGUAAAUGCUGCAAUUCCCAUGCAGGGCUGUUCUCUAAGGAAAAUUGAAGGGAGCCCAGUGCUCUGAACAUGUAAAAUCCAGGGUGCCCAGCAUAUGAUUUUUGUGAAAAAACGUAAUAUUUUCUAGUUGCCCAAGAGCAAAAGUUAGGCACCACAGGCCACCGGGCUCUGCUAGAGCACAGCCCAGUCCAUGGCCAAGCUGUCUGGCCAAUGACAGAAAAGCAAGGUGUUUGUCCAAUACAUGUAAAUAAUUAUUUGAUAGAAAUGCAAAAUAAUAGUUCUCUUAUCAAUUAUUUUCAGUAGAAUACAGAAUUUUUAUGUCAAACAAUAAUUUAUUUUAGGGCUAACCUUCGAUGUUUAUUAGCUUUUGAUAGUUGACAUGGUAGUUUGUCAUCAGUCAACUUUCUGCCAGUAGAAAUUUUAAGUUCAGCUUGCAAAUGUCAAUAUACUCUGUGGUUACCUUUUUUUGCAGGCCUUAAAGUUACAAGUGAUGCAUUGAUUGGCAAGUCCACUUGGGAUGUACUUUUUCAACAACCCAACUUCUUUAGCAAAUACAAGUACAUAAUUUUUCCUUGUCUAAUUGUGUGUCUUAAUCUAGCCUCAAGCCCUCCUUCCCUUGGCUUGAAUGAUUUUCGUCAUCUAAAUGUAUAUCUUGAACUUGCUAUUGCAAUAAAGAAUCUCUGCUUUGUUACUGUGGUGUGUUUCAUAAUCUGUUCUUUCCACACAACUAUUUCUGAAUUAAUGGUAAAGAAACAAUAUUUUUGCUUUAUCAGUAGGUGUUCUUAAGGUGCAGGUUUUCCUCAGCAACAUUCCCAAAACUGAUUUUUGCUUUCAUUUGCUGUGAAUUACAGGCUUUCUGGGCAUUCCAUAACAAGUUAUCGUGUAUUCUCAGUUGGUUCAUGUUUAAAUCUGUUAUAUUUCAAAGUUUCAUUCCUUUCAUAACAUUAUUGAACAAAAUAUUGGAUAUUGUUUCCUGUCUUUCAUUGUCUUACAUUCACAGCUGCAAUUUAACAACCCCAAAAAGCUGUGAAAACUAAAAUUUUUUUUAAGUGCAUUUGAGUCUGUUGUCUUGCGGAUUGCCAGUUAGAGCUGUAUGCAUGCUGGCAGGUCAUUUAUGGCUGGUGAAUUCUGUUCUCCACAUUUCAGACACUAUAUUGUGUUAAGUGCCAUAUCAAACUGUGAAGAGGAUCAUUUAGAAUGGUGAGUCAAGUUAAACUGGUACUUGUUUGUGCAUUUAAGUUUUACAAUUUAGUUUGGUCUACAAUUUUGAAGCCCAAGAAGGGUAGCCAGGAAAUGCACAGAAAUCAGUCAAUAGAAUUUGUACAUGAAACUAAAAUUUUAAGGGUACUGUCAAAAUAUGUGUGAGGAAUAAUAGUUUAUUUCGCAAUAAAUGAACAGUGACUGAAGAGACGAACUUGUGGCUUGUUCUAAUCCUAAACCUUUGGGAAAACUCUUGGGAUCAAGUGGUAUACCUCCUUUACAUCCCAGGGUGAAAGAAAGUUGAGCUCAGUUUAUUUUUCUUUCAGGAUUGGUUUAGUCGAGUCAAAAAUCAGAAUUCUGAUAUCAAACCUGGAGAACACUCAAUAUGUCCUGUUAGCUCAUGUUCAACCAAAGUCAUUUCCUGCACUAGUACCUGACAAGUAAGGUUUCUUUCUCCGUCUUUGGCUAUUAAUUUACUUAAGCACAAUAAAUAGUUUUGGCUUUAGUGCAGAGAUUGAUUCAAUUCUCUAUUAAAAGAUUACAGGAUUCAAAAUGUCAAUUUAAGACGUAAUGCACAUAAAAUUUAAUACAGUAGUAUAGCUCAAUUCUACGUAAUUGCUCUUGUCAUUUUGGUCUAUUCUCCGCACACAAAGAGCAUUGUAUGAGCAAGUCCUUCGUGCAAUCAUUUUUCCUGUGACUGCUCACCUUUUAGGGAUGAAAGAUCAAUUAUUAUUAUGGCUUGCUCCUUGGGCAGGCAAGGUGAAUCUAUACUUACGCUUUUAUAUUGGUUAGGCAAAUGGGGAAGAUGUGUCUACAUUGUCGGCUUUGUUCCUAGAAGAAAGAAAUCAGUUUCUCUUUUCAAAUGAAAUGAAUCCUUUAUUGCUCAACUAAGUAUGUUCAGUCAAGAUGCCUGGAUUUUUGUCUCAUUUGUUCAUUUUUGUGAAGAGAAGUUGAGAAGAGCCUUGCCAAUAUUAUUUCUAGCUAUAUUUCAAGCUUGAAAAAAAGUUUGAUUAUUUAUGUUAUGGUUAGUGAUAAGUGGAUAAGUGAUUUUCAUGUAUUAUUAAAUUAUGAUUAAUCCUAAAAUAUCAUUGGUGGAUUUCUUAUUAUUAUAUGACACUAUAUUUUUAUGUCAAGCUUGCCUUCUUUUUAAUGGUGUGUUUUCUAGGGCUGCUCCUACUACUAGGUGGUUUAUUGGGUUACAGUUUGAGAAAAAAGGUAAGGUCAUUACCAGCAUCAAUUAUUAUUUUCUCCUAAAAUUAUCAGUACAUGAUCAAGAGAAAAAGUUAUGAGAAUUAUUAAAAUAAUCAUCUUAAGGAGAAUUAUAUGAUCAUUUGUCAAAUUCUCUCAAUCAAUUCUUUAAGUAAAUGUAUGGAAAUCCGUUUGGAGAAUUUGAAUCUGGUUAUUGGGGCUCUAAUGGUUAGGGACGAAAUUUAAACAAAGUCUAACUGAAACCGCGGUUUAAGAAAUCUUUGAACCUCCAGAUAUCUUCAUCACUUGGUUACCUUAAGAAGACAAAUGCUUUUCUAGUCUACGCUAAAUUCUUUCAUUAAACCUUUUCAGGAUUAAUGGUGUUUACGUAAAAGCUUUUGCAAACUGAAAAUGGCUUAGAACACAGUUUUGUUAAACACUGGCUAAAUUCCCUUUAAAUAACUGUCUUAAUUUAAUUUAUACAUACAAUGUUGUUCUUUCAGUAUUAUUAACAACUUGCAAGACGGCCCCUCCAUUUUUUGGUCAUGUUUGAAAGUCCUUCAAAGUUACAGAAUUUUUGCUUGUGACAAACAGUAGACAAACUGCUCUGAAAGUUUUCUUGCUUGUUUUUGCUUUGUUUCCAAAAAGUAUGCGUGUGCAAAAAGAAAAAAAAUAUCCGCAUUCCCACUUUUAGCAUUCUUUAGCCUGCAAACCAUCUGUUUCUCUUCGCCGCUGGGGAUGUUAUGUUUACAUAAUAAAUCCGGUAGUCAUGGGGUUGCAAAUAUAACUUUGUCCAAUUUUGCGUGUCUUCUGGUCGAUUUUGGUGAGGUGUUGUGUUCAUCUGCCAACAAGCUCCAGCAAAACUCAAAUGCUUCUUCUAGAGAAGAACAUAUUCCAGAAAUAUUGACUUGUUUUGUUAAAGAUUCUUCGCAUUUACAUUCGACCUUUGUGGCCUUUUGUUUUUUGUCUGUCAUUCAUAAACAAUAGCUAAAACAAUGUAACUGCUCCGUCGACCAAUCAGCGCUUCUAACCAGAUUCCGGACAGAUUUUAUGUCAUCAGUAUGGAAUUUCUGUCGCUCUCUGUCAUAAGUAACUUAAACCUGUUUAACUGAUAGAUGACCCAUAUUAUCGUGAUGUAAUUGACCAAUCAGGUUAAUAACUAGAGUUAAAUACAUGUACCAUCAACUGACGUGAUUCAACUCACUUUGACACUGAAGAUUACUACUGCACAGGUAAUGGGUUAUCAUAAUGUCAGUCACUGUCAACAACAGUCCUAUUCAGGACUAUGUUCACUCGUACGAUCAUGUUCAACCUACUUGUGAAAUGACUCACGGCUUCAUUUUCCUUUAUAUCUUGUCAUUAACAUUAUUAAAAAAUUAUUUUGUCCUUAUUUUGUGUGCAUCCACAGAAAAUGUGAACAUUGAUUUGACUGGAGCUAUUCAGAUGUUUACAAACACUGGUUUGUAAUUUAAAAGUGCUAAACAGUUUUCUUUUGUUGUGUUGUGUUUUGUAUUUUGUUUAAGAGUUACAAACAGCAGGGGCGAACUUUGCUAACUAUCAGGCUCUUUUUAGAAACCCCUUAUUCAAAUUUACCCAUCUAUGCCUUCUUUUCUGUUUACUGCAUUUAUUUCAACAGUGCUUUCAGUGUUUUAAAGGAGCUGUGUUUAAUACGACAUUCAUCCAAAUUGAGACAGUGGUAACCACAGACAAAUUGAGUGACACUUAAAAAUAACAGCUCCAAACUAUAAAAGAACGUUGAACUAACACAGCAAAUAUAAAAGGAGGCAUGGAUGGACAAACUUGAAGAGGAUUGAAAUGGAUUGAAAACUUGUUAGCCUGAAUUUGGUUGAAUUUGAUGUUACAGUUCCCUUUUAAGACUACACAUAAACCAAAAGCGCUGUUUGGUUUCUUUGUUUGUCGGGGGUAAGGGGAGUGGGACACAAGGUCAUGAUUCCAAGCUGUAUCAGCAGCUACCUGGAUUAAGAGUUUCAUAGUCUCAUUUUUAUCUUUUAAUUUUGGCACACUUUUUCUGCAGUUCAUAUGCAAGCUAUGACAGCGAAAAUGUUGAAGGAGGGAAUGAGAACAGAGGCCAAACAUGUGAAAAAGUGAGUAAUCUAGGUGUGCUUACUAUUUACAUGGAAAAAUCAGAAAUUCCAGUAGGAAAAUCAAAUAGUUCUCACCGAUAUGUUUGGGAAACUUCAGAAAAUAUAGGCUGUGAUUGAGGUGAUAAAAGUUUUCCUAGUCGGUCCAGCUGAUCUGGAUAUAUUUUGUAGCUGCUCGUUCUUCCAUCACAUCACAUUUUAUAGUUUUGUGUUUAUGCAAAAGAUUUUCACCCGGGUGGAUUGUGUAAAUGGUAAGCACCCCUGAUCAACACUUUAUUUUCUGACUCAAUUUCAAUGCAAAUCAUAUUCUGUGAUUUUAACCUGUGACUCUGUUAAUCCAUUAGUCGUUUUGAUUUUCAUAACUUUACCUUACUUGUUUUAGGCCUUGAUUCUUACACUUUUUUUGGCUUAUCAUGGCUUUACUUAAAGCCAUGGCAGUCAUAAAUGGCCAAUCGUCAUCAAAAUUGUAACCCAGAGAGUGAAGACAAGUUUACCUCUUUUGGCGUCACAAAUCUUUUGUAGGCAAUCUUUUGUUUGCCAUGAUAGCACGUGUUUAAUUGCAGUAAAUUGCAAUUGACUAUACUUUCUUUUUGUUUUGUUUUGUUUUUGUACAGAAAGCAGCUCAGUGAGUAUUUACCAGCAAGUGUUCUUAAGCAGAAAAAGAGAAGCUCAGCCGCACCAUCAGAUGGCAAAAAGGAGGUGAAUUUCUUCUACUUUAUACUUCUCCUGUAUCUGUCAGUAAAACGAGAAGGGCAUGUAUUUUGUCCACGGUAUAGGGUUUUAUCUUCUUUAUUGCCUAAACAGGAUAAGUGGCCCUCCAAUUCCUGAACAUGGGCCAAGUGCCCCUCUUAGAAGGUUAGACAAUAGGUUUAACAUGACUCGGAGGCUUUCUGGUCAUUUUUCUAUAUUUGGUUUGAUUUUCUUUGUGCUCAAGUCUCUUCUGGGAAUUGUGAGACAAUGGAGUCGCGAAAAAUUCGCAAUUUUGACCCUAAAGCCUCGGAGUCAUGUUAGAAUUGUAAAUAUAUCGAACUUGGGCUAUUAGAUCAAUCUUGAUUGCUUGGGCAACUAAAAAUAUUCUUUGUUUGACUCGUGCUAUCCUGUCUCAGGCGUUCACAUUGUUGGGACGGUGCCAAGAAAUGUCAGCAGGAAAAACAGCGAGGGGGUGGGGUAGGGAGUUAGAGCGAAAGUUUCCUCCUCUCUCGCUCUCUUCCGCCCUUUUUUCUGCCGCUCUCUGACUUCGCGCCACACUCUACUGCCAGAACGUCUGAAAAAGGCUAGGCUCGUACAAAUCGUUCAGAAAAGUUUAAAAUUCAUGAAUUAGAAAUUUUAUUUAGAUCGUAGGAGAUGGCGGUUAGGUUUAGAUAUUUGAGUAUUGUUUUUGUUUCUAAUGUUUUGUGAUCUAAAAUUGCAAAUUGUCUUUCUGGAAUUAAUCAGAGUACUGUUGGAGUAACAACUAAAUCAGAUGGUGGUAAAGCAGAUGUGUCGCUUGACUCAACACUUAAUGCCAGCGAUUUGAGCCUGGAUACUACUACAGAAAUCAUUGAUGGUGCUGAUUCGACAAGCGGAAACGAAAACAAUGAACAAACAGGUAAAGCAACAGUCUCCUACUGGGAGCUAUGUCAGAAACAGGGUGGGAACUGGAGCCGAAAUGCGUCCUGCAAUUGUUUCUGGGAUCGUUACUGGUGACGUGCCAGUCAGCUAUGGGCCAAGAUUUUUUUUUGCCUGUCCCCAGUAACGGUCCCAGAAGUCUUUGCGGAAGUUAACUCGGUCCAGUCUCCCUCUCAUUUCCAUAGCGGCGAAUGGAAGCCACGUGACAUGUCAACAUUCCCUUUCUAUAUUACCGUAUUUUCUCUUGGAGCCCGGCGUCAAAUCGCGCAAAAAUAACUCUAACUUUAGUAGAAAUCGACGAUAUUAUAUAGUUAAGAUCACAAACGUGUCAAAUCAUUAAAUUCGCUUCACACCACUUGACAGACAUUCAUUCAGUGCACUAGAGUAAGCCUUUGCGUCUGGAGCAUUCAAUAAUUUCCGCCGUUCAAAUGAGAAGGCAUUCUUGAUCUUUUAUAACUUCGUGUUCUUUCGUAGCAGUUGUCAGUAGUUCCGAUGAUAAAAAAGUGCUGCCUGUGGUGCCUGCCUUUACAGCCCCCGUGUCAACAGUUGGUGAAGUGACGUCAUCAGAUACAACUGCAGUUCCUGCUGAGUCGUCAGCGGUUUCACAGGACAGGGUAUGCGCUUUAAAAAUGACUUGUAACUUAGAGCUAUGUUUUAUGGUUGCAAUAUUUUUUCCCCUUCUUUGUAACUUCUUCUCCUUUCUUUUUCAGCCUACUGGAUUGAAGCGACCUAGCUCUCCUAAAGAAUCCGAAAAAGAGAGCAAGAAACCUCGAUUGGAUAACGCUGAAAACUCGGUUUGUUAUUAUUAAUAUUGUCAAUUCUCGUUGUUUCUCCUCCCCAAAGAUCGGGUAACUUGUCACAGAUAGCUUGAUUGUGCUUUUUAAUACUAAGAUUCAUUUCCCAACUUAUUGUGGCUGAAUAGUCUUUGAAGCAGUCAAUCGCUGUUGAGAAUGCCUUGUCCAAUCAUAGUACGAGCUGCUGAUAAUUAAACUAGUCAAUCAUAUGUCAAAUCUCAAAGCAAAUGCGUGUGACCGUCACCCAGCGCUGGAAAUUUCUGUGGAAAAGUCACUGUUGAGAGUGCCUUGGCCUAUAAUAACAAGAGCUGGUAAUUAAACUAACCAAUCACAUCUCAAAGCAAAUGCCUGUGACUGGCGCCAAGUGCGGUAAAACUGCUGUGAGGAACUCACUGUCGGUCUUGGGUGUUUAUUUUUUAUUUGGAUAAGAAAAUCAUUUAUUGGGUGAAUUCUUCAGUCAAAGUGAGUGUCUAACUAUGCCCUUGUAAAAAUAAUCUAAUUAUUAUUUUGUGAACAUGAACAUAAUCUUCGCAGUAGAAUGAAAAACCUAAGUUGCUGAAAAAGAACCUGAGCGUUACGUCCAGUUAUCGCAAAGGUCAGGGUUCGGUUCUCGGUCAAGCCUGAAUUUUUUCAGGCCUUUAGUCAUCCGCUUAGGUUAUUCACUGCAGCGAAGAUAAUUUUUACUUUCAUAUCUUUAUCCGUAGUUCAAAUCUAUGAUUCUUUUCACAUAUUUCAAUUAAGGAUUAUUUUGUUCCGUUACUUGAAGGCGGUCAGUUCUGUUGAUUCGAUUAACGGUGAAAAUGCAAGGACGCGGCCUAACUCUGCUGACGGUGACGGUCCACAGAAAAGGGUAAAGUUGGAGCCGAACAAGGUGAGUUUAAUUCUUUGUGUAGAAUUUGUCAGAAUGGCUAGGUGGGAGAAAAAGAAAAGCUUGCUCUCACUCUAAAACCGUUUGCUCUAACCUGGACGAGAAGCAGAUCUGUUAGUAAGGGUGACAAUGAAAGAUGGAGAAGCAUCAGUAACAGUAAAAUUUGACCCUGGAUAUUCCAGAGAGCAUCUCACGACAGAAAAAGGUUCCGAAGCGAAGUCUAACUUGACCAAAAGACCUUCGAACUUUGAUCCAUCGUUACUUUUGCCCUUGUAGCUCUCACCAAAGAAACGAAAAAGCGUGGUACAUGAAAACGAGAACGCGUCAAAUUCCCACAAAUUACAGAAGUCUUGUCUGUUGAUAUGCCGUUAAUCAUCUGAUCUUUCCCAGGACACUUCAAACGAAGAGGAAGAAGAAAAAGAAGAUGGAAUUACUGAGGAAGAAUUUAAAGAAACAUUUUUGUUGUGUUGUGUUUUUGUUGUGUUUGAGGAGUUAACGACGGUAGGGGGUUUUGUUUGUAUUUAUCUGGCUCUUUUUAGUAUUCCUUUAUUCAAAUUUUCUCUUCUUUGUUUUUUUUUUUUUGUUUACUGCAUUUAUUUCAACAGUGCUUUCAGUGUUUUAAGGGAGCUGUGUUACGACAUUCAUCAAAAUUGAGACAGUGGGAACUGCAAACAAAUUGAGUGACACUUAAAAAUAACAGCUCCAAACUAUAAAAGAACGUUGAACUAUUAUAAAAGGAGGCAUGGAUGGACAAACUUGAAGAGGAUUGAAAUGGAUUGAAAACUUGUUAGCCUAACAGUUUUUCAAAGUUCAUUCUGUUUGUCUUCAGCUUUUGAUAUAAUGCUUGGGGGACAAAGUUGUUUGAUAUAAAGCAGUGGUUUUGUCAUUUGCAAGUUUUUUUUCUUGCCAACCCUAAGUUCCAUUGAGGCUAAUGGCGCUUCCAUUUUUCAGAACUGACUAGCCAGACCAUUCCAGUCAUGUGAGAAUUUCACUUUUGAUCAAAACUAUCCAGCCAGAUCUGUCAAAUCCUAAAUAGUAUGCACGAAGCAGGUAGUGUUUCAACAAAAACUCUUGGAAAAAGCAUUUUUCAUUGUCAAAAUGACUGGUCUUGCUAUAGUUCGGCUGGACUGUUCUGACUUGUGGAAAGUGCCCUAAGAAAGAGUAAUUGGCAAUUUUAACAAAAUGAACUAGGAAGCCACUGACACAAGCCUUUUAAAGGUGAUGUUUUUACAUGGGACCAUUCGCAACAACGAUUUUUAGUACAACACAGCAUUACAACAUUGUUCCAACAAUGCUACACUGUGUUGCACUCAAAAUCGUCGUUGCAAAUCGUCUUGUGUAAUGUCACCUUAGUAGUUAUUUUUGUGUUCCACACAAUAAGGUGGCCAGUUCUCCUGUCUGAAUUUGGUUGAAUUUCAUGUUACAGUUCCCUUUAAGACUACACAUAAACCAAAAGCACUGUUUGGUUUCUUUGUUUGUCGGGGGUAAGGGGAGUGGGACACAAGGUCAUGAUUCCAAGCUGUAUCAGCAGCUACCUGGAUUAAGAGUUUCAUAGUCUCAUUUUUAUCUUUUAAUCUUGGCACACUUUUUCUGCAGUUCAUAUGCAAGCUAUGACGGCGAAAAUGUUGAAGGAGGGAAUGAGAACAGAGGCCAAACAUGUGAAAAAGUGAGUAAACUAGGUGUGCUUACUAUUUACAUGGAAAAAUCAGAAAUUCCAGUAGGAAAAUCAAAUAGUUCUCACCGAUAUGUUUGGGAAACUGCAGAAAAUAUGGGCUGUGAUUGAGGUGAUAAAAGUUUUCCUAGUCGGUCCAGCUGAUCUGGAUAUAUUUUGUAGCUGCUCGUUCUCCCGUCACAUCACAUUUUAUAGUUUUGUGUUUAUGCAAAAGAUUUUCACCCGGGUGGAUUGUGUAAAUGGUAAGCACCCCAGACUCAAUUUCAAUGCAAAUCAUAUUCUGUGAUUUAAAUCUAUGACUCUGUUAAUCCAUUAAUCGUUUUGAUUUUCAUAACCUUACCUUAUUUGUUUUAGGCCUUGAUUCUUACACUUUUUUGGCUUAUCAUGGCUUCACUUAAAGCCAAACGAAAGUUGUAGGAGAAAUGAAAAAAUUUUCCUUCUUUUUGGCAGUCAUAAAUGGCCAAUUGUCAUCAAAAUUGUAUCCCAGAGAAUGGGGACAAGUUUGCCUCUUUUGGCGUCACAAAUCUUUUGUCUGCAAUCUUUUGUUUGCCAUGAUAGCACGUGUUUGAUUGCAGUAAAUUGCAAUUGACUAUACUUAUAUCGGUGUUGUUUACGUGUUUUGUUUUGUUUUGUUUUUGUACAGAAAGCAGCUCAGUGAGUAUUUACCAGCAAGUGUUCUUAAGCAGAAAAAGAGAAGCUCUGCUGCACCAUCAGAUGGCAAAAAGGAGGUACAUUUCUUCUACUUUAUACUUCUCCUGUAUCUGUCAGUAAAACGAGACGGGCAUGUAUUUUGUCCACGGUAUUGGGUUUUAUCUUCUUUAUUGCCUGAACAGGAUAAGUGGCCCUCCAAUUCCUGAACGUGGGCCAAGUGCCCCUCUUAGGAGGUUAGACAAUAGGUUUAACGUGACUCCGAGGCUUUCUGGUCGUUUUUCUAUAUCUGGUUUGGUUUUGUUUUUGCUCAAGUCUCUUCUGGGAAUUGUGAGCAGUGGAGUCGCGAAAAAUUUGCAGUUUUGACCCUUAAGCCUCGGAGUCGUGUUAGAAUUGUAAAUAUAACGAACUUGGGCUAUUAGAUCAAUCUUGAUUGCUUGGUCAACUAAAAAUAUUCUUUGUUUGACUCGUACUAUCCUGUCUCAGGCGUUCAGAUUGUUGCUCGAAGAUGUUAGCUUGUUAGCUACUCUAAAAUUCGAGUAUAAAUAAAGUUUUAUGUUACGUUAUGUUAUGAGACGGUGCAAUGAGAUGUGAGCAGGAAAAACAGCGAGGGGGUGGGGUAGGGAGUGAUAGCGAAAGUUUCUUCCUCUUUCCCUCUCUUUCCCCCUUUUUUCUGCCGCUCUCUGACUUCCCGCCACACUCCACUGCCAGAACGUCUGAAAAAGGCUAGACUCGUACAAAUCGCCCAGAAAAGUUUAAAAUUCAUGAAUUAGAAAUUUUAUUUAGAUCGUAGGAGAUGGCGGUUAGGUUUAGAUAUUUGAGUAUUGUUUUUGUUUCUAAUGCUUUGUGAUCUAAAAUUGCAAAAUGUCUUUCUGGGAUUAAUCAGAGUACUGUUGGAGUAACAGCUAAAUCGGAUGGUGGUAAAGCAGAUGUGUCGCUUGACUCAACACUUAAUGCCAGCGAUUUGAGCCUGGAUACUACUACAGAAAUCAUUGAUGGUGCUGAUUCGACAAGCGGAAAGGAAAACAAUGAACAAACAGGUAAAGCAACAGUCUCCUAGUGGGAGCUACGUUAGAAACAAGGUGGGAACUGGAGCCGAAGUGCGUCCCGCAAUUGCUUCUGGGAUCGUUACUGGUGACGUGCCAGUCAGCUAUUGGCCAAUUUUUCUUUUGCCUGUCUCCAGUAACAGUUCCCAGAAGUCUUUGCGGAGGUUAACUCGUUCCAGUCUCCCUCCCGUUUCCCUAGUGGCGAAUGGAAGCCACGUGACAUGUCAACGUUCCCUUUCUACAGUACCGUAUUUUCUCUUGGAGCCCGGCGUGAAAUCGCGAAAAAAUAACUAACUUUAGUAAAAAUCGUCGAUAUUAUAUAGUUAAGAUCACAAACGUAUCAAAUCAUUACUUUCGCUUCACACCACGUGACAGACAUCCAUUUAUCCUUCAGUGCACUUGAGUAAGCCUUUGCGUCUGGAGCAUUCAAAAAUUUCCGCCGUUCAAAUGAGAAGGCAUUCUUGAUCUUUCAUAACUUCGUGUUCUUUCGUAGCAGUUGUCAGUAGUUCAGAUGAUAAAAAAGUGCCGCCUGUGGUGUCUGCCUUUACAGCCCCCGUGUCAACAGUUGGUGAAGUGACGUCAUCAGAUACAACUGCAGUUCCUGCUGAGCCGUCAGCGGUUUCACAGGACAGGGUAUGCGUUUUAAAAAUGACUUGUAACUUUGAGCUGUAUUCUUAUGGUUGCAAGAUGUUUUCCCUUUCUUUGUAACUUCUUUUCCUUUCUUUCUCAGCCUACUGGAUUGAAGCGACCUAGUUCUCCUAAAGAAUCCGAAAAAGAGAGCAAGAAACCUCGAUUGGAUAACACCGAAAACUCGGUUUGUUAUUAUUAAUAUUGUCAAUUCUCGUUGUUUCUCCUUCCCAAAGAUCGGGUAACUUGUCACAGAUAGCUUGAUUGUGCUUUUUAAUACUAAGAUUCAUUUCCCAACUUAUUGUGGCUGAAUAGUCUUUGAACCAGUCAAUCGCUGUUGAGAAUGCCUUGUCCAAUCAUAGUACGAGCUGCUGAUAAUUAAACUAGUCAAUCAUAUCUCGAAUCUCAUAGCAAAUGCGUGUGACCGUCACCCAGCGCUUGAAACUGCUGUGGACAACUCACUGUUGAGAGUGCCUUGACCAAUAAUAACAAGAGCUGGUAAUUAAACUAACCAAUCACAUCUCAAAGCAAAUGCCUGUAACUAGCGCCAAGUGCGGUAAAACUACUGUGAGGAACUCACUGUUGGUCUUGGGUGUUUAUUUUUUAUUUGGAUGAGAAAAUCAUUUAUUGGGUGAAUUCUUCAGUCAAAGGGAGUGUCUGACCUAUGCCCUUGUAAAAAUAAUCUAGUUAUUAUUUGUGAACGUGAACGUAAUCUUCGCAGUAGAACGAAAAACCUAAGUUGCUGAAAAAGAACCUGAGCGUUACGUCCAGUUAUCGCAAAGGUCAGGGUUCGGUUCUCGGUCAAGCCUGAAUUUUUUCAGGCUUUUAGUCACCCGCUUAGGUUAUUCACUGCUGCGAAGAUAAUUUUCACUUUCAUAUCUUUAUCCGUAGUUCAAAAAUAUGAUUCUUUUCACAUAUUUCAAUUAAGGAUUAUUUUGUUUCGUUACUUGAAGGCGGUCAGUUCUGUUGAUUCGAUUAACGGUGAAAAUUCAAGGAAGCGGCCUAACUCUGCUGACGGUGACAGUCCACAGAAAAGGAUAAAGUUGGAGCCGAACAAGGUGAGUUUAAUUCUUUGUGUAAAAUUUGUCAGAAUGGCUAGGUGGGAGAAAAAGAAAAGCUUGCUCUCACUCAUAAAACCGUUUGCUCUAACCCGGACGAGAAGCAGAUCUGUUCGUAAAGGUGAUAAUGAAAGAUGGAGAAGCAUCAGUAACAGUAAAAUUUGACCCUGGAUCUUCCAGAGAGCAUCUCGCGACAGAAAAAGGUUCCGAAGCGAAGUCUAACCUGACCAAAAGACCUUCGAACUUUGAUCCAUCGUUACUUUUACCCUCGUAGCUCUCACCAAGGAAACGAAAAAGCGUGGUACAUGAAUACAAGAACGCUUCAAAUUCCCACAAAUUACAGAAGUCUUGUCUGUUGAUAUGCCGUUAAUCAUCUGAUCUUUCCCAGGACACUUCAAACGAAGAGGAAGAAGAAAAAGAAGAUGGAAUUACUGAGGAAGAAUUUAAAGAAACGGAAGUUUAUAAAUCGCUUAUGAACGACAUUGAACUUAAAUUUGGGACGAUGGUAAACAAUUUAUUGCCCCCCACCCCCCGCUCUCCACCCCUUCCAUGUUCUGGCCUUGAAAAUUACCUAAGUUGUCUGUCCUCUAGUGAGUGAUUUAGUAUAGCAGAGAGAGACACUAUCAUGGGUAGACUUGGUGAAAGGUUGUGGCGUUGCCAUUUCUGGUAUAUUGGUUCUUGUAACAAAAGAUUCUUUUUUUUCUUUUUUUUUUUCAUAUUUGUUUAGCAAGAGCAACUAUGUCUCCUUCUUGAUGCGUUCCAUUUACCUGUUACCUUUUUUUAUUAGUCUUCAGGUGAAUCGUCAAGUACAGAAGGUGUAGUGGAUGGAAACACAGGCAACCCGACCGAGGUGAGUGAUAACUUUCCCUUUAUUAUCCCAGGUGUGUCCCGACGUAAAGGUAAUUAGUAUACAAUCGGACCUUUCUCGUGAGCGACCGCGUCCUAUAGGCGAUCAUUUUCUUAAAACGAAAACAAUUUUCCCAGUCAAAGCUUUAUAGUUGGAGCCUCUUGCAGACGACCACUGCUCGUAAGCGACCGCUACCACUUUUGGGGGUGAUGGUUUUGUUAUUAUUCUCUGUUGUUUGUAAUCUCUUUAAGCGACCACCUGAUUUCUAUGUUUCAGUGCUGUAUUUACCAUGCUACUCAGAUUAUGCGAAGAAUUUUUAGUGACAACGUGAACUAUACAUAUCAUAACUUUAAAAUCGCAUGCAGUAAAUUUCGCUCUUAAAAUAUAUAUCUCCCAUUAGUAUCAUUAACAUAGAGUACAGUGAGAUAUAAAUUCGUAAAUGUAAAGCGGAGUGUUGAUGAAAAAUCCCAUUAGAGGCUUAAUAGCCACUAAAAGGAUGUGGGCAAGAGGGAGUUUGGGCUCAAUGGCACGAUUUGUGUGUAAACUUUUGAUAAACUUAAUUGUUAAAUGGUUGCUUGGUCCCUUUGUAGCUGUGGUUAGCGUAUGUAUGUAUUCUGUGUGUAGGGACGAGGCCAAGAGACUUGUGAAGUAAACGAAGGCAAGGGAUCCCCAACAAGUGAAAACAGCACGAAAGCAGACGUAAGCGAACUAUUGUGUAUUAGUAAAAUCCAACUAGUGGUCUAUAAUCAUUGCUGCUUUCUGAUUGGUUGAGCUACUACUAGGCUAUAUGUUAUAGCCCACUAGUUGGGGAAAGCGCUAGCAAACAAGGAUUAAAGUCUAGCUUUAACUAGCUAAAGUUGUUUUGUCUCGAUAUUCUUGACCAACUAGUUGGAUUUUCAAUUAUUCCUCUCGCCCUCAUGGCCUCUGAGUCAAUAACCCAUUCGCCCUUCGGCCUCAUGGGCUGUUGACUCAGAGCCCAUUCGGGCUCAAAGAAUAAUUGUUAAAUAGUAGUUUCAAAGACAAUUCUACAACUGUUGCGUCAACAUUUCAGUUAUAAAAAGCAGACUCGCCAUUCAGAGCUUUUAUGUUUAUCGUUUCCAGAUACCCAAACCUGAAGAGACUAAAGGAGCUGUAAAAAGAUCGAUAUCACCGAAUAACGAGGAAAAAUUGCAACAAGAACGGCAGAAUGUGAGUCACAAUGUUUUUUAAACCCCGUGAAAAUGGUCACGACAUUGCUGGCCAACAACGCCCAACAUUGUUAGAUGUUACAUGUUGCGUCCGUUUGCACACAUGUUGCAUGUUGUCGCGUGUUGUUGGAAGUUGUUGUGCAGAGUUCGAAGGCGGUCAGACUUUUGAUCCAACAACCCCCAACAGGUAGGUCUUUUGUUCCGUGAUGGCCGAAGCAUAGUGCAACAAUGUUGAAAUAGCAUCCGUUUGAACAGCUCUUUCAACGUUCUUGGGGCCACGCACUUGCAUUCCACAUGGUCUUAUGGGUUGUAUCCUUCCCACGAUGCACUGUAGGUCUCAACAUUGUCUGGAGUCGUUCCAUCCGUUUGCGCACCAACGCCAACAUGGACGCAACAACUCCCAACAUUCUAAGGCCAACAAUUUUGGGAGCUGUUGCGUCCGUUUGCACGUGGCUUUAAAGGAUGAAUGCUGUAUAUAUUCACCUUCUUUACCUUGAAAGUUAUCUGCCGUUGUUGUAACUCAGUUAUAAUCCAUAAAUCUUUUGCAUUGUGGUCACGUGCCUAUCUCUUAUUUUACUGUGUUGGACAGCAAAAUAUUAGACUGUUUGCACGUGAUCACUUUUUCUGAUUGUUGCGUGGUUGUUUGUUAAUCAAUGUCAUUGCCCCUAUAUAUUUUUUUUGUUUGUUUUUUUUGUUUUACAUACUCGGAAAAUUUCGACCGAAUCAUUUGGCCUUCAACAGCCAAUUAAACAGCCAAAAUAUUCCAUAUAUACUCAUCAUCCCUGUCCCUUUCCCGAUUUUAACUUGUUCUCUAAGGGCCUGUUUACAUGGAGGUGGGGGACCCCAGGUAGGUGAGGUAACCCGUUUAGGAGGGGUAACCCGCCUGUCCAUGUAAUCUCUCAUUUUAAUUUGAUCACGUUUACAUGUUUGGUGGGGUAACCCGCCACAUGUUACCUCACCUACCUGGGGUCCCCCACCUUCAUGUAAACAGGCCCUUAUUUAGUUUUGGUUCCGCUGUUGUUGCAGGAACCUGAAAAAGAAUUAAUCGAUGAAGGCCCUCCUCCAGCAAGCCAGAUUCCAGUGGUAAAAAAUGCAAUUAAGAUAAAGCUCAAGUAAAAACAUACGGCGGAAAUUGAUUUUUGGAAGCAUCCGCAAGACCAUGAUACAGCACAGCCCAAUGAAGUCCAGAGAAUGGCCUUUCUACUGCUACGAUUAAUGUUUGAGCCACUGAAAACCGACCGGAAAGAACCAUCACUAAUUAAGGAGGUAACGAGUCACAUGUCCUUCAACGUGAUCGGUCACGUCUUCGUCACGUGCCGCAGGGAUUGUUUUCACCGCUCUCUACGUGAUACGUGAUUGCGAUGCCAUCAUCCCGUACGCCGAAUACCUUGUAUUAUUUUUGUGAGUCUGUACANUUUAGUUUUGGUUCCGCUGUUGUUGCAGGAACCUGAAAAAGAAUUAAUCGAUGAAGGCCCUCCUCCAGCAAGCCAGAUUCCAGUGGUAAAAAAUGCAAUUAAGAUAAAGCUCAAGUAAAAACAUACGGCGGAAAUUGAUUUUUGGAAGCAUCCGCAAGACCAUGAUGCAGCACAGCCCAAUGAAGUCCAGAGAAUGACCUUUCUACUGUUACGAUUAAUGUUUGAGCCACUGAAAACCGACCGGAAAGAACCAUCACUGAUUAAGGAGGUAACGAGUCACAUGUCCUUCAACGUGAUCGGUCACGUCUUCGUCACGUGCCGCAGGGAUUGUUUUCACCGCUCUCUACGUGAUACGUGAUUGCGAUGCCAUCAUCCCGUACGCCGAAUACUUGUAUUAUUUUUGUGAGUCUGUACAAAGAAAAUAAACUAAAAUUGUAUAUUUUGACCUUUGUGUUGGUGUUAGUGUAAGCUUUGUUUAUCACUUGCUACAAUGUUUACUUGUUUUGUUCAUUGACGCCUGUGAGAACUUUUCCUAUGUACAAGGAGCUUCUUAGAAUGGCAGGGAGUUUAUAAACUUCGUGGGUUUUACACUGUUAUGUCAGGGGGUCGUUGAUUAUUUGUAAGGUGUGACAGAAAGUAGCAGAAGUUAAGGAAGUAGAAAAAGUUACGGAAGUAAAUUAAAGGGGCUGUGACACGGCUGGCAUCUCCACAGUAUUUCUCUUGUUCAUUUUGUUUCCAAUUCCAGUUUCGCGUCCUUAUUCGCUAUGAAAUAAGGGAAAUUGAGAAAUUUCUUGAGAAUGAUAAAAUCACAGCUUUGUGUCAAACUCCCAAGCGUUAAAUCAAACGUUCCAAACAACAAGAAUGAACUCUGAAACACUGUUAGACUGACAAGUUUUCA